AUGGCUAGUCCUGGGUACAGUAUGGAUGCGAUAGGUCAUCCUGUCCCGGCGAAGGGGGAUGAGCACCCUCACAUGCUGUCCUACCAUGACAUGACUGCUCAGCCAAGACCAGCGAAUAUUCAGUGCCCUCCGUCGACGGCGUUCAACCCGCCUUUCACUCACUUUGCGCUCAUGUACGUCGACCGCAAUGGUGAGCUCCAGGUAGACGCAUCGCCUUCACUCCUGGGCUAUGAGAGAUCCAUCUUCACACAAGAGGUGAGAGAUCGCUUCCUCAAGUCCACGAGCUUUGGAUGGCAGGCCAAUUUGCCCAGUUUCCACUCCAGCUCCGUCAGUCACAUGGACGGCGAUGUCACGGGGAAGCAGCCUUAUGUCUUUGGCAUGCAACAGAAUGCCUCAGGCUGGUACGGUGCGCCGGGCCCCGCAAGAGCUGCACCUACUGGUCUCAUUCCCUCACUCCGAGUAGGGGACAAGGAAACCCUUCGGAGCUACUACGACAAGGCAUUCGAGAACUUCCAGCAGCUCAAUUGUCGCGCCAUUGCAAAGGCCUUCGUCAAGCUGGUGGAACCUCGCAAGCAGGUGAAUCAUCCGUAUAAUGGACGCAAGACGGCCGCAGGGUUGUCUCAGCGCGUGGACCCGGAAUUGACAAAGCCUCAAUGGUGGCCAGCGGGGGUGACACACAAGGAGCCAGACCAUCUCCUCAAAUCGGACCGAAUUCGUCUCCUAGUACAUAUUCUAUGCGAGCUACGAGAGUCUCAUGGUAUCACAGCCGACAAGCUGAAAGAUGCAGGCCAGGACGUGCGGCGCCAGAUCAUGCCCGCGGAGCGUAUACAAGUCUUGGAUGAGAUUUACUACGUCCGGGAUAUGGAAGAAAUGUACUUGGAUGGAAAGAUCAGUGCCGAUACUGUGGUCCACGUUUCUCAUGUCCACAUGGGCGAAGCUGGCGCCUCGGAGCUCGAAGAUGGAGCCACGACAAGUCUUCAGAGUCUGCCCGUUCCCAUCAUCACAGUGAAGUCGGAUGCAUACAACCGACCAGAUCCGCACCAACCGAAUAUCGACCCUAGCCUGGACCCGCAUUCGACGCGCAAGGGAGGAUUUCUGCCUCCUUCUCCCGUCUCGGUCCCUUCCGUCAGUCGGAAAAAUUCCCUGGACAGCAGCGUCUCCACUUCCUCCUCAGAUCUUGUUUCAUCGAUGAUGACUUCUGCAGAACCCGGACGGACUCUCUACGCACCAAAGGACGUGCAUACCACCGGGGCGACCUGUCUACCAGAGUAUUUUGCACAGCACCAGUCUACAGCUCACAAUACACAGCCCGGGUUUUGGGAUCCACUGCACUCUAGCCAGCCCUCGAUCUCGUUUCAUGGAUAUUAAACAUUAGCCUCCCGGUGGGCAUGUGAUAGGUGUUUUGGUUUCUGGUUUUAUGCAUUUUUGGGGUAUAUCUGAUUAGCCUUGUUGUCUAGUGGGGUUCUGGAACAUUCUUGGAGUGGAUGUAUUGAAAGAAAGAAAUAUAGGAUAGAUAGAUCGCGAAACAUACAAGUAUCCUGACUUGGCGCUUUGCAGAUUAAUAGCAAGUUUAUAUUAAUUAUGACAGAAGUACGGAGUAGAAUGAUAGCGUGGAGAGCCUGCCUGCCACUCUACUAGCAGAUGUUCCACUCGAUCUAUAAACUUGUUGACGCUUGGUUAAUGUACGGAUGAUAUCAUAUGGUUAUAUCACGUCGUGAUCUUGUUUGCAGCCGUGAUUGAACUCUUUUGGAUCAGAUUAGAUAUCAAUCUUCUUCUCUGAGCCCAAAGAUCUGUGAUCUAAGUUAUAUCUCUA
Messenger RNA from Aspergillus campestris IBT 28561, 1813 nucleotides. Its product is annotated as DUF2841 domain-containing protein. Bases 1 to 1368 code for a protein of 455 amino acids. The transcript has 6 exons. The record is from RefSeq and is a predicted model, not a curated record. NCBI's taxonomy places the organism in Eukaryota, Fungi, Ascomycota, Eurotiomycetes, Eurotiales, Aspergillaceae.